AUGCUGUCACUGGCGUCUCUUCUUAAUCCCGCCCCUCCAGGGCCACCAAUCAACAGGUUUCCUCCAAGCCCAGCCUCGUCGUCAUCCCCAACGGCUUCUCUCCCAGACGAGUCGGGUCUUUUAGAUGAUCACAGAAUGGCUAAGCAGAAGAUACCGAAGAGUGCGGCUCUUUUGCCUACGAGUAGACCUAAGGGAGCUGUCAAUUUUCCCCCAUUCGAGAAUCUAGACGAGGCUUCGCUCCGCCAAGUCCGGCAAUUUCGCGUCCGUUUCUUCGGGAACAUACAGGACCAUUCCCGGCACAUCCCCUACAACAGCGGGAAGAAGGAUUUCUUCCAGAAGACAGGCCGAGAAAGCUUCGAAGUUUUCCAGUAUACUUUCAAAGUGCCCGGGGACGAGACCGAAUAUACCGUCAUGUGGGAUUACAAUGUCGGCCUCGUCCGCAUGACUCCUUUCUUUAAGUGCUGUAAAUACCCCAAGACGACGCCGGCCAAGAUGUUGAACUUAAACCCUGGGCUCAAGGACAUAACGCACAGCAUCACGGGGGGUUCUAUCAUGGCCCAAGGUUAUUGGAUGCCAUACUACUGUGCCAAAGCCGUAUGCGCAACCUUCUGCCACAAUAUCGCAGGGGCCCUGAUACCCAUUUUCGGCCCCGACUUCCCCUCCCACUGCACGCCUUCGGAAGCGCCAGAGUAUAGCCGCAUGAUCAUCGACCCAGCUACCGUAGUCCAAUCUACCAGAGAAGCAGAGCAUUUCCGCAGAUUAUGUAGCAACUCGGCCGCCGCUGCUAGCAAUAACAGCCUAGCCAGCCCAGCCCAGGAUCGACGACCUUUAUUUCGAAAUCCCUACGACGAAAUCAGACACAGCCAUAACCACUCAUACUAUCGCCGCCGUCCAAUCCAGAAGGCUCUCGCAACCCCCAGCAGCCCGUAUACCACGGACCCGGAUAGCGACACAUCUCCUAUAACCUCGGAGCCCGGCCACCGCAAUCGUUACGCAUACUCCCCCAUCCAGCCACCACCGCUGCCAUCAGUAGUAACAGCCCCAUCCCUCCGACCCACGAGCAGCGGAUGGACGCCCGCCAACGUAGUAUCACCACGGCACUACGUCCCACCCGGCCCAAGCCCCUGGCUCAGCGCCGUCCCGCGCUUCACCACAGAAACACAUAUACAACCGUACCCCCUAUCGCCCCGGACCUCGCAUCCCCACCCGCAGCCAUGGCGGGGCGGCAGCAAGCGAUCAGCCGAGCACGUAGAAGCCGAGUACGAGACGCACGGCAACGCCUCGACGAAGAUAUCUACGGCGAACGAGGCUGCGGCGGAGAAGCCCCGCAGCAACAGUAGCAAGAUAAAACAGGCAUCGCCGAGUGACUCCCCGGUGGUAGGAGGCGCGGACAAGAACGCAGCGCUGCUCCUGAUGAACCUCAGCGUCGGGGACCAGCGAGGGAUUAAGGCUGGCGGUAGCAGCAGCACGACGACAUCAGGAAUGAGUUCGCCACGCGAUGGGUCGUUCCCGCGGGUUAAGAGGGUGAGAUCGAAUUCGACGUAG
Messenger RNA from Daldinia childiae, 1545 nucleotides. RefSeq lists its product as uncharacterized. The transcript is spliced from 4 exons. The record is from RefSeq and is a predicted model, not a curated record. Gene Ontology annotation, molecular function: DNA binding. Bases 1 to 1545 code for a protein of 514 amino acids. Lineage: Eukaryota; Fungi; Ascomycota; Sordariomycetes; Xylariales; Hypoxylaceae.